AUGGCUUACCAAUUGCUAUUGUACAAAAGUAUUGAGAUGCAUCUUAGCAACACUCCUAUCAUGGAUAUGAACAUAAUCAUGCAGGACACUUGGCUGAAGGGACUUGGAGUUGCACUUCUCUUGAGGCGUCGCAAGAGGAAGAACCCAUUGAGCAACUUCAGGAUGCCAAAGAUGGGCCACAAUGCUUUGAUAUCAAUGCGGUUUAUGAUGCAGAUGAUGAUGUUGAUGAUGCACUCACUGAAAGAAAUGAAGAUGUGCUUCAAGGAAGGGCUAAUACUCUGUCAUGAGAUGAAGAAGUCUGCAACAGCUUUUGGUGGCCAGAAGCUGCCAGAAGCCGAAACAAACAGCCCCAAAGUGACGAUUUCUUUAUCAAAAGGCUGGUAUGCAUAUCAACUGCCGAUUAACCUCCUGUCGGUAUUGAGAAUAGACAGUGCGAUCCUGAGCGUCCGUUUCUGUCCAGACGGUCAAACAUUUCCCGCCCAAUCAAACCCAAACCCUCACCGGCCACCGCUCAGUCGCUCAACAGACGCCGCCUCCUCGUCGCCGGCGACCCCAGAUUCAACAUCCGCAUGCUCUAAUCGGGCGCGCAGCUCGGUGAGGAAGGAGAUGGAGGAGUUCCAGGCGGCGGUUCGAGGCGGAGACUCGCGAGGAAGUGCGGAGGCUGAGGGAGGUGCAGAGCAGUGCGAUGUACUCGAAGUCUCGAACAACACAGAGAUUGCUGCAGGAGAAGCUAGGAAGCCUGAUCUGACUGCUAAGAAGGCAAAGCUGGGCGAGAGCAUGGCUUCAGCCCGCUAGUUCAGAGCACUGCUUCAGCAGCAGCUCCAGAAAACUUUUCAGUCACAUGGGAUCAGAAAGCAGCUCAAGCUACCAUUUUAAGCAGAUAUUUUUCGUUUCCAGGACACCAAGAAAGCCUUGUUUUGUGGGUAGCACAUUACAAAAUUCAUCUUAAUCUGGUGGACACUAUAAAAAUGUGCAUUUAUGUAUAGCACACCAUAUCAAUUAAUAAACUCCUUUUGUGCA
This is a messenger RNA of Zea mays, 1020 nucleotides long. RefSeq lists its product as uncharacterized. Bases 1 to 795 code for a protein of 264 amino acids. NCBI's taxonomy places the organism in Eukaryota, Viridiplantae, Streptophyta, Magnoliopsida, Poales, Poaceae. The record is from RefSeq and is a predicted model, not a curated record. The transcript is spliced from 6 exons.